Spinacia oleracea (spinach) is the source of this 1505-nucleotide messenger RNA. RefSeq lists its product as uncharacterized. The transcript has 2 exons. Lineage: Eukaryota; Viridiplantae; Streptophyta; Magnoliopsida; Caryophyllales; Amaranthaceae. The record is from RefSeq and is a predicted model, not a curated record. Bases 451 to 1311 code for a protein of 286 amino acids.
AACACCAUCCUCCAAACUGACUCUUAUUUACGCAGCUAACCUCGAAUAUCUCCAAGAAAAUUGCCGUUAAUAGAAGAGGGCAUUUCCGGAAUCGUUUAUUCAAAUAUAACCGUUAGUUUUCCCUCUCAUUCAACGCUUAAACCUCUAAGAAACCCAGAAAUUCAACUUUUUCUUCUUCAUUAUCUCAAUUCGAUUACUGAAUCAAACAAAAAACAUUAAACUUUUUGGGAAUUCGUUAAUUUUUGCACGGAUUGUAGAUUUCUUAGCAGAAAAUUGGAUUAAGAAGUUAAGAAAACAGGAUAUUUCACCUUUCUUUUUCGACUAUGGUGGUGCGGUUUUCUGGCCAUUUCUGCGCCACUGCACGCUUAUCUUAAUAUCUGUGAAAAUGUUACUUUCUUGAGCAAUUUUCCCUUGAUGGUGGGUUUAAUUGCAGAAAUUUUGCUGUAAGAAAUGAAAGAAUCUGGGAUGAAUCACCAACAUGCUAGCCGGAAAGAGAGGGGUGAAGGGUUAAUUCAUAAGAAGAUAGUGCAAUUUACAAUCAUCUUUGUUUGCAUCUGGUUGAUUUACCAGUUUUGUCACUUACUUGGUGGCGUUUAUGCAAGAGAUCGAGUUAAUGGCUAUGAGAAGGUCGAUAUGAAGAUCCAAAACGAGCGUAUCGGGAAACUUUUUGGGCGUAAAGGGGGGCUCGGAUCAUCUCACAAUGCUGAGGGGGUGGAGUUGUAUGGAGUGGAUAUGAUUGGAGCAGCUGAGAGGAUAAAACAUAUAGCUGAAGACAAUGAAGAGAGCGAUGUUGGAAGCAGUUUUCCUGAAGGGAAUGAUGAUGAAGACGAAGAGCCAUCUCUUGAUGAUUAUAAUAAGGCCUUAGAUUUGACAGAUUUGGGAGAAAUUGGGGAGAAAAUACAGGAAAAUAAGACAAAUGCUUCAACCAGGAAUGAAGGUAGCCCACUGAUGAAGGCAAGUACAACUGAAGUUGAGUCCCUAGUUAGUUUUGGUGCUGUGAUUUUGAAAAAGAAUGAUAAAGAAUAUGAAGUUUUUCGGUUUAAUGAUGAGACUGGGGUUCCAAAAUAUGAGUCUGCACCCUCCAGGAGAAGCGAUAUCCAGGUUGAGAAUUCGCUUAAAGGAAGGUUGGUGAAUUCGAGCAAUUGCCAGAAACUUUCUAAACAGAAAAAUGCUGAAAAACAAAGGCUGAACAAGUCUGAAGAGUUGAAAGACCUGACAGUGGUUGAAUCUGGAAAAGGAAGCAUACGAGAACUUCUUCAGAAUGAAGGUAGCUCAUCAGUAGCUGCAAUAUUGUUUGUCAGAUCUCAGUGACAGUUGAUAAUGUAAAAUUCUCUUUACUCAAAGAGCUGUGUGUAUAGAAAAUGAGAUACCAUUCUUGUGUAUGUCAUUGUUUCACUUUGCUUAGACAGUCAGUCAGUAGUCUCUUGUGUAGUGUAGUGUGUCUUACAGUUUUGACUCGCGAACUAAAAUCUAAAUUGCAGAUAGUUUCUUAUCUUAAAAAUAAA